Prorocentrum cordatum is the source of this 427-nucleotide messenger RNA. NCBI's taxonomy places the organism in Eukaryota, Dinophyceae, Prorocentrales, Prorocentraceae. The record is from the annotation of a GenBank genome assembly.
AUGAAGCGGACCAAGAAGGACGUCAGGAAGGAAUUCAAGGAGAAGUCCCGCGAGGGGCAACGGGAGUUCUUGCAGAUCUGGAAAAAGACUGGCAACUUCAACCACGCUGAGUGCAUGAAAACAGAGUCGCGUUCGCAUGUGGACAAAGAUGAUACCAAUUCUGAUUGGUUCAAUUGGGAUGAUCUGUGCAAGGCCUGCGGCUGGACCCCAGAGAACGCGAAGACCCUCGUUGGAGAAAGAGCCCUGCAACGGGCCCUCGCGGUGAAGGACUUCUGCGACAAGAGUGCCUCGGAUAACAUCAAGACCGACAUCCAAACUGGCGACAAGCUCUACCGCAGGGUGCGCGAGACCAGCCAGAGCUCCAACGCGCACAAGAAGGAGGUCAAGACGGUGGUGCACUCGGAGAAGCAGCCGCUCGGCGACCCUG